Parastagonospora nodorum SN15 is the source of this 696-nucleotide messenger RNA. RefSeq lists its product as hypothetical. The record is from RefSeq and is a predicted model, not a curated record. Bases 1 to 696 code for a protein of 231 amino acids. NCBI's taxonomy places the organism in Eukaryota, Fungi, Ascomycota, Dothideomycetes, Pleosporales, Phaeosphaeriaceae. The transcript has a single exon.
AUGUCGCCACUACGCUUCACAAUGCGCAGCGACACCACGCCGGCAUCGACACAACCCCCGAUCGCUACAGUCACGGUCUACACCCAGUUAGACACCAUCACACCAACACCUUCCGCACAUCCGGCUGGUCGCGACAUGCCCAGCGUAAUGAUCAUUGGACUCGCCAUGAUACCCCUUGUCAUCUUCCUAGUUGGGUUGUGCAUUCUCUUCAUCUACUGGUCCCGGAAACGGAGAGCUGUACCAAAACUGCAUCACGCGCCGAGAAAGCCACCUCCCGUCCCAGAGAAGGAUCUGAAAUCCUACAAAAAUUCGAUUGCGAGUCGAAGAGGGAGUAGCAAGGUGUUUCAUAUGAAAGCCUUCAGCGCGCCCAUGGAACGUGAUGGACGUCGUGAGGCGCAAUUCUCACGACCGGUAGCCCUGCAGACCAUGGAUGCGACCGAGAACAAGAGCAGGAACGUCGAACCGCUGAAACUUGCAUCAUCAAAUGAGAACCAAGGGGUCCUCGAUGCAGACCUGGAAUCGCCAAUCGACGGCAGCAUGCCGUUUCGGCUGAAGCGUGGCGACACGGUCAAGCGGCACAGUUUGGGGACAGAUUUGGCAAAGUACUGGCCUUCGCCUCCGUCUUCUGCACGCUUGAAGACAGAUUACAGUCUGUAUCCUCCGGUCCAAUGGAAACCCCCCGUCUACCAUCGUUAG